AUGCGUAACGCUGGACGAGUAACGAAGACAGAGCGAGUCACAGCGGGUACGAGGCUAUGCAUUGGAGCGACAAGGAUGGAGCUACGACGUAAACAAGCUAGUACCGAAGCGAGUACCGAAGUGACGAGGCACCGAGCGGUGGUGUGCCUUGUUAAAAGCGGAACUCAAAAUUCCAAUUUUAAAAGUUUCUCCACGGGAGUUACAUUUUGGCACACCCUAAAAGAAUUAGAUGACUUUUAUAGAGAAUUAGAUAUAGGGACACAUACCUCCAAUUUUAUAUAUAUACUAGCUGAUACCCGCCCGUUUCGCUGGGUAUGCAAUAAAAUUCUAUUGUGUAACCUAGACGGAAAAUAUAAACAAAAUGAUGAGAGCUUGAUAAACAAUCUUAAUGUCUAA
Cotesia congregata is the source of this 396-nucleotide messenger RNA. NCBI's taxonomy places the organism in Eukaryota, Metazoa, Arthropoda, Insecta, Hymenoptera, Braconidae. The record is from the annotation of a GenBank genome assembly.